AUGCCCAGGAAAUUGCCCUGGCUUCAGGCCAAGAAUACCGUUGCUGUGAAAAAAGAGUCAACACCGCGGAAGCGCGUGAAGACGGAACCCAAUUUUGGUCACGACCUCACUCCCAAGAACCCCCGAGUUUCUCCUCCCAGUCGCGAUUUCUUCAGAUCCUCCCAAAGUCCGCCGACCUCUCCUAUCAGACGCUGUCCUUCCGAAGAAUUUCUAAUUGAAGGAAUUCAACACGAUGAUGGUUGGGUCAUGGUCGAAGACGAGUUCUACGCCGUUGCCCAAACAUUCACUCAACACCUACAUCACGCGGAGUACCUGCGACGGAGAAAGGAAGUAAAAGCUCAAAAUGCAGCCGGGAUGAAAGAAAUCAAGAGGCCUACAGACAGCCGCACCCCAGUCUCAAAUGAAGUUGAACGGAAAAGAGAAGCUGAAGCGCUGAGGGAGCGACAAAAAGCUGGGCUCGCGCAGAUAGGAUACGGAGCAGUCAGCGAGAAAGAUGAAGAUGGAGACGAAGAUGAUGAGAGGUGGGCUGGGACACAUCUUCACGAUCUCAUGACGAGCCCACGAAAAACACGAUCCUUAGCGGGAAUGUACGGACCUAAGUCCUCUACCAGAGCUGCUGCGGGCUUUGGACAGGCGCUUACUUCAGGUUCUGGACGAGCUCGGGUGAACAGUAUCGGGAGUGUGACUGAACCAUCAAGGGCACUAGAAGUUCCAAGCACUCAACUGGAUGAAGAGACGGCCUCGGGUUCGGAUGAAACUGACGGUGACGAUCUUGAUCUAGAAAUCCAACCAGUCGUGCUGCCGGCUAGAAGGACAAAUACCACUUUACGAGAAAUUCAGGCUCACGAUCAAGCAACGCCACGAGCCCGGCAGCAACUGAACAUACAGAGCACGUCUACGUCAAAAUCGCAGGUGAAGCCGGCACACGGGCGACCCAGUCCAGCGAACGCGUAUAAAUCACGGGUUCAGUCGCUUUUUGACGAUCUUGAUGAACUACCAGAGUCAUCUCAGAUAAAUAAGUCUAUUUCUAACAAUUCCCAGAUACCUCCUGCAAGACAACCGCCUGUAACGGGCGGAGGGAACACCUCAGAUCCAAAGAAAUCCCGGCACAGUGAAGUGCCCACCUUCUUGUUGUGA
Molecule: messenger RNA, 1137 nt
Organism: Penicillium coprophilum
Lineage: Eukaryota; Fungi; Ascomycota; Eurotiomycetes; Eurotiales; Aspergillaceae
Exons: 3
Coding region: 1-1137 (378 amino acids)
Source: RefSeq, a predicted model, not a curated record